Prorocentrum cordatum is the source of this 689-nucleotide messenger RNA. Lineage: Eukaryota; Dinophyceae; Prorocentrales; Prorocentraceae. The record is from the annotation of a GenBank genome assembly.
GACGGCCUCGAGGGCAUCCGCACCGACUUCAUGCGGCUCGCCUCGCAGGUGGCCUCGCUGAAGGGAGCGCGCGGCGAGUUCCACAGCCUGCUCGGCCUCCUCAGGAGCAGCGCGCCCAGUGCGACGUGCUGCGCGCGGGGCUGGUCCUCCGGCAGGCGCUGGCGGCCGUGGUGGAGGAGGACGACGCGGAGCAGGCCAGGGAGAUCCAGCGGUGGCUCAUGCACCUGGAGGGCUACUGCGCCGAGGGGGGGCACGCCAUGGUCGUGCCAGGGGGCGGCGCGCGCGCUCUCACGGAGUCUCGCCGCGGCGCUCGGAAGUCCACGGCUCCGUGGCAGGCGGCCAGCUGCGCAGAGACGCAGUGGCGGCCGCACCUCCCGGGCCGGCCGGCCGACGCCUCCGAUGCGGGUGGCGUCGAAGGCCCAAGGCCUCUCGGCCUCGUGCCGCUGCCGCUCUCGCGCGGCCGCGUGCCCGGGGACCAGCGGCAGCUUCUUCGCAGCACCUCGCCGCCCUGCCCAGGGGCCGGAGCCGACACGGGCCCGGAGUCGGAGGGGGAGGGCGAGGUGGGCGCGCUGGAGCGGCUGACGAUCAUGACGCCCGGAGGCCCGCAGCGUCCCGCGUCCGCUGCAGUGCCGCCGCCCCAGCCACGUCCCCUCGUGGGCCGCCUCGCACUCCAACAGUGGGGGCGCUGA